UGUCGCCACUUGUCACCCUAAACCUCUCUCUCACCAACUGAGUGAUGAUUGAUCAACAUAGCAUACAACACUCCGCCUUCUUCUUCCUCUUCCUCUUUACUUCCAAAACUCUAAACCAUUUCUUGGAACCUUCGAAAAAUCAGAUCUUUGGGAUCAUAAUAAAAUGUCUUUAUCCUUAAAAAUCUCCCACCUUUCAAACACCCUAGAGCCUCGAGAUCAAUGCAGAGCCGUUCGAACGUUUGAAUUCAGCUCGAUUUGUUUCCGUGGAGGCCAUUGGAGAACGGAGCUGUCUUCUCCGAAACUGAGAACUCGGUGCGCGGGAUCGGAUGCGGGAAUCUCCGGCGGCAGAUCGGUGCCGGAAUGGACCUAUACCGGAUCCAAAGACGAGACCUUUAGCGAUUUGGAGAUCGACGACGGAGAGGACGGUGGAAAUGGAGAUAGUGGUGGUAACAAUGGAGGCGGAGGAGAUGAUGGAGAGGAGGAGGAGGAGGAGAAGGAGUUUGGUCCGUUAGUGAAGUUCGACGAAGUUAUGAAAGAGACGGAGAGGAGAGGAAUUACUUUACCGGAGGAUAUGUCGGAGGCGGCGAAGUCUGUUGGGAUUCGGAAACUCUUCCUUCUUCGUUAUCUCGAUCUUCAGGGAUCUGUAUGGCCGCUUGGGUUUCUGAUGAGGACAUGCUCCAUGCUUCGUAACAGAAUGCUUGCGGAUCCUUCGUUUCUCUUCAAAGUUGGAACCGAGAUAGCGAUAGACUCUUGCUGUGCGACGUUUGCGGAAGUGCAGAAGAGAGGGGAUGAUUUCUGGUCUGAGUUUGAGUUGUAUGCUGCUGAUCUUUUGGUUGGUCUUGUGGUUGAUGUCGCUUUGGUUGGGCUUUUGGCUCCUUAUGCGCGUAUUGGGAAGACAUCUGUGGCGUCAUCUACAGGUUUGUUUAAGGGUCUUAAACGUUCUUGUGCAGCCCUUCCUAGCAGUGUUUUUGAAGCUGAAAGACCGGGUUGUAAAUUCUCGGUUAACCAGCGGAUUGCAACUUUCUUCUACAAGGGGCUCUUGUAUGGUUCGGUUGGGUUCGGCUGUGGUCUCAUCGGUCAGGGAAUUGCAAAUCUCAUCAUGACGGCAAAACGGAGUAUAAAGAAAGCAGAAGAAGACGUCCCUGUUCCACCUCUAUUCAAAAGUGCUGCUCUCUGGGGUGUGUUCCUUGGAUUAUCUUCCAACGCACGUUACCAAAUCAUCAACGGACUUGAGCGCGUCGUGGAAGGUUCUACGGCAGCCAAACGCAUUCCUGUGGUCGCCAUGGCGUUUACGGUUGGAGUCCGGUUUGCUAACAAUGUUUAUGGCGGUAUGCAGUUUGUUGAUUGGGCUAAAUUAUCUGGCGUCCAGUAGUUAAACCGGCUCGGUUUUAUCACGAACCGAUCAAAGGGUUACGGUUUUCAUCACGCAACAAUGUCAAGGGUCUCACAGCUUACUCUCAUCUUCCGCGACAAACUACAAACUACCAACCAAAGCUCCAGCUUGACAAAGUCAGAUGCUGUCGUGAAGAAACCAUUGGCUCCAUCGUCGAGCAACGACCGUGAGACGAGAGGGGCUGCUUCGUGGUCAUCGUUCCAAAUGCCUGUUCACUACCCAAGCUUCACG
Molecule: messenger RNA, 1624 nt
Organism: Brassica oleracea var. oleracea
Lineage: Eukaryota; Viridiplantae; Streptophyta; Magnoliopsida; Brassicales; Brassicaceae
Product: protein RETICULATA-RELATED 1-like
Exons: 8
Coding region: 164-1372 (402 amino acids)
Biological process (GO): plant organ development
Cellular component (GO): chloroplast inner membrane
Source: RefSeq, a predicted model, not a curated record